Messenger RNA from Chlamydomonas reinhardtii, 1464 nucleotides. RefSeq lists its product as uncharacterized. The record is from RefSeq and is a predicted model, not a curated record. The transcript is spliced from 6 exons. Bases 77 to 745 code for a protein of 222 amino acids. Lineage: Eukaryota; Viridiplantae; Chlorophyta; Chlorophyceae; Chlamydomonadales; Chlamydomonadaceae.
GGCUACUUGUACAGUAUCAUAGCCUGUUAGUGUGCGCAAUCUCUGUUCCUAACCAACGGAGCCUUGCACGGAGAAAAUGGCAGAACAAGUUGCGGAGCUCGCGUCCGGUUUCCUAAGCUUUGCGAACCAGGUUGCGGCGCCAUUCCUGAAGGCUGCUCUAGCUACCGGUACCGCUGCCCCAGUCGCUGUGGCCGCGCCCACUCCUGUUCCUGUUGCAGCGUCGCUCGGGCUGAAGGUGCUCCUUGAGCCACAGAUGGGCGGUGUGAUCUUCCGCGCUGCAAGCAACACGGUCGCCACCAUUUACCCCGUCUACGCCUCUGCCAAGGCCAUCGAGAGCAAGGACACCGCCGAUGACGUGCAGUGGCUAACGUACUGGACGCUGUACGGCUCUAUGAUCCUGGCGGAGCACCUGGCGGACCAGGCUCUUGGCAAGGUGCCCUUCUACUACCACGCCAAGUUCGCGGCUCUGCUGUGGCUGCAGCUGCCCCAGACCCGGGGCGCUGCCUACCUGUACAACCGCUACUACAAGCCGGCCAUGGCCCAGUACGGCCCUCACAUCGACGCCGUGCUAUCCAAGGGCCACAACCUGCUGAUCAACCUGUACGCGAUGUACAAGGUGCCCAUUGAGGCGGCGGUGGCGCUGGGGCUGCAGGCGUGGAAGUCCCUGCUGGCGGCGGUGAAGGCCCUGUCAGAGGAUAAGAAGGCCGUCAACAAGAGCGACGCAGUGAAGCCGCACGCUGCGUAAUGGCUGCUGGCCAGGAGCUUCUGGGCUGAACCCCCGAAGCGCAGCGAUUCAGGAACCCUUGUCCGUGCGUGGCUGGCGGCAGUGCGCUCGCGGUGACUGUGGCUACGCAAGCUUGCGUAUUGUAGUUUGGGGUGGGGUUGGGCGUCCGCCCGACGGGACCAAACUCAACACUGGCGCAAACCGCGGGUGUGACGUAUUAGUACCCGGCAAAGCCUCUUGAUUGCAAGUAGGUGGCGGGUCAGAUUCAGCUGGAGCGAGAAGCGACUAAGCGAGUAUGGACAAUGUACAUCGAGGCCGCGAUAACAGCGACCGAGCCCUGAUGUUCUGUACUAAAUGUAGCAUAAUAGGUUAAUGGCAAACAUGGGGGGCAAGAAAGCUGCAAGUUUGGGCAAGUUACCGAGCCAUGCCUGUCGGCGCGCCUCAUUGCUGCAUGACCGUCGAGGUCGCCCCAGUCCCAUAGGGGUGUGGGGCAUCGGGGAGUUGGUUACUGUGCUAGAGGUUCAAGGGGAAGCUUUGGAAUGUGUGACACAGGAAGGCACACGUGGAUGGCGUGUGGACUGUGCACACCACACUACACCACCGUGGCCACUGUAGCCCGCAGGGGAGGGGGUAUGCAACUCAGCCUGGAUCCAGCCCGGGCUGCAUGGGACCCGGCCAAAAGGUGUUCGGACCCCCCAGCGCCUGCUCCUGAGACUUUAUUAUUGUAACCUGGACAAAUG